AUGUCCCAAACUGGACAGGCUGGUUUGCUUUGGGUCACAGUCAUUGACCUUUUGAGCCAACAGAAGUUCGAAGAAGCCCUGCAGACGGCCCAAGAUGUGCAAGAGAAGAGCCAGGAAAUAGGAAUCAAGGCCACAGAGGCCUCAGCAGCAACUUGCCGGGCCGUGGCGGAACACUGCCAACGAAAUUCGCAGGUGUUGGAAGUGUUGCGGCAGUUAGGUGCCACUUGGGGUGAGACCGCGCUUCUCAUCGUAGGAAGCGCCGGAGAAGCCUCGGGGCCCUGGGCAGUAGCUGCACAGAACUUGGCGCAGGCCGGCAGCAGCGAUGUGCAGCGCCUCAGCACCGAGCUGGGCCUUUGUUGGACCGAAACCAUGGAACCCCGUACAGCGAGUCACCUGACCUCAGAAGUGCCACUUCAAGAAGGGGAACUGCGGAGGAUAGCAGAGACAGGCGGCCCAUUGAGGGCCGCAUUGGCCGUGAAGGAGCUUGGACGUCGUGAGGAAGCCAUCCAAAGUGCUGCUGCUGCAGUCAAGGCUUUCAGAGACCAGGGCAACAGUGAAGGCGAAGCAACAGCGCUGCUGUGCAAGUCUGGGGCGCAUUUGGGGGCUGACAACAUGGCAGCACUGCAGGCAGCAAACCACGCUCUGAAGAACUUCCGAGAGCUGGGCCACAUCAUUGGACAAGCUGCGGCACUGCAUGCCGUAGCCAAGGCCCAACUGGCCAAACGCAAUCCAGACGAUGCCUUGAACCGGGCAGCGGAGUCCUUAAGGCACGGGGCCUGUGGUCAUAACAAACACCUCUGGAGGUAG
Messenger RNA from Cladocopium goreaui, 807 nucleotides. The record is from the annotation of a GenBank genome assembly. Lineage: Eukaryota; Dinophyceae; Suessiales; Symbiodiniaceae.